UGUAUCACUGGGAAUAAACCGGAGAUAAAAACACAGUAUAAAAGCAUCAUUUCAAAGCCAUGUUUCGUGACCACAGUGAUCAAGUGCAAAUCUUAAGCCUCGCAAAUGGCUACAGCGUACUUCAGGCAUCUUAUGAACGCCUUAAAGAUCGUUCUUGUUGGAGAUGCAGAAGUCGGGAAAACAUGGUUGGUUUCUCGAGCAAAGGAGCUCUACGCCACUUUACACGAUUACUACAGUUUAAUGAAGGAACCUUUUGAUUAUGAUUUGGUUUAUUCUCCGACCGUUUUUGAAACAUGCUUUAGCAACAUAGACACUACACAACUUGGUAAUUAUCAGACGAAUAUCUGGGACACUGGCGGCUGUGCUAUCCUCGACUGGCAGAGGCCCUUGGCGUACAUUCGUGCCGAUGUCUUUAUGUUGUGCUUUGAUGUAUCUAAUCGUGAAUCGUUUUGUAGCGUCACAGAAAGGUGGCUACCCGAACUUCGAAAAUAUGAACCUGAUACGCCGGUUCUUAUUGUUGCUACGAAGGCUGAUCUUCGAGACCAAACUGCAAGGUAAGUAAUUUUUCAAGGAAACAGCCGGAUUAUCGCCCCCCUCCCCUCCCCCCUUCCUCCCCGCGUUCGCCCCCCUUCUCCGAUUUCAAUCAUGAUUAGGAUUAAGUACUGACCAUAGUGAUUCGGGCUAAGCGCUGAUAAUACUGAUUUGGAUUAAACUAAUUAUAAAGAACCAUCUAAAGAGCUUUGUCAUUUUAUAAAUAUUUCUUCUAGUCUUUUUAAAUUGUCUUUUUAUUUUGACAUUAGACUUCACUGGACAUGUCUACAAUAAUACAGAGCUCUUGCCAGCUCUCAGCUGGGCAAGAUUUGUGAUAAUUCAAAGUUUUCUCAAUGCUUGGGGCACCUUAACUGAACAUUAUAUCAUUAUUUAGGUUUGGUGUCCUAGGAGACCGCAUACAUCCUGGAAAUUUUUCACUCGACACAAUAUUUUGUUGCUACAAGCUUGACCCCUUAUACUGAAACUUUACCUUGUAUUGUUUUCAAAUAAAGUGUAUUGGUCGACUGAUUUAUCGAUUGAUCUCAAUCAUGUGUAGAUCACAUCAUUUUUAAGAACGGUCAAAAAGUGAAACCUCAAUGUGACAACCCCUUUUUAAUGAAGUCCUUGUUUUAAUGAACAAUUUUCUUCACCCUAGUGAUAGUAAAAAGUAUUAUGGAAAACAUGUUGUUGUAUUUUUUGGAUUUUGUUUUUAAUAUUUUUGCACUGUAUGGAAGUCCCAACCUGUACUCUGUCUUAUUCUACCCCUUUGUACAUCUCCCUAGCCUUUUCCUAAACACUGUAUCGCAUGCAAUCAUAUUAUUUCUUUUAGAAAACAAAUUUCAAGACUCAAAACAAAAUUUAAAAUGAAAUCGAAUAUUUCAUUCGAAUAGUUGAACUUCAUUAGUGAUGUGAAAUGUCAGAUGGCAUACAGAAAGGCUGUUAUGUACACUGUAUUUCCAGGAACAUAUUGUUGAUGGCAAUGUUAGGUAACCUGACAUUUCAUGGUAAGGCUGAUGAAGUUUGAGCAAUCUAAACAAAUUAUGUGCUCUUGCUUACAUGUAUAACUUUUGCUCUGAGCCUUGAAAUUUGUAUACUAAAUGUCUUUUCGAGAGCCGAUUUAAAAACCUUUUUUGUAAUAUUAUUAAUUUUCUUGUCAUCUUGUAGCAGUGGUGAGUGUUAUGACAUUGUAUCAGUUAGUGAAGCAGAAACGUUGGCAGAGAAGUUGGGUGUCCUGUACCAAGAGGUCAGUGCACAGACUGGUGAUCAUGUGGCAGAUGCUUUUGAAGCUGCUGUCAAGCUUGGGCAUACCAGAAGAAACCAGCAGGGUAAACUGUCACAGAAGAUCGGCGAUAAAGACAGCUUUGAUCCAACUUGGAUUCCACCAAUGAGUGAGUAGCAAAAAGUUAUGUUCUUGGUGUCAGCCUGAGAAAACAGCUGACAAUUCGGCUAUGGCUAGGAACUACAAUUUACCACCGAAAAAAAAAUCUUUGAACCACGAAAAAAACAUCAGAAAAAAUUUAAAAGUGUAUUGAAAGGUCAUGUUUGUUUAUUCAUUAAAAUAUUAAAUUUUUUUUAAAUAAUCUGUAUCAUCACUCAAAUCAAGUGUACAAAUAUAGAAGACAAUCAGGUUUUCUCCACUCAAGACAAUUGCAACUUAGAUCAAGAUCCACCCUCUUUUUGGAAAUUGUGUCUUGAAGUAAGUUUUUAUUUUAGAAAAGGCCAGCAACACAAUUUCAUUGUUACUGAAUCAUCAUUAUUGCCACCAUUGUCACUUCCUUUAACAUCGUUAAUGUCAUUGUCAUUGUUAUUGCAUUAAUGACUUCUUUCUUAAUUCUUAUUCUUACAGAGUCCCCCCCAGAAAUCAAGAUUGAACCUUCAACCUACUCUAGUGAUUUCAAGAAAGUCAUGGAUGACACUGGAAGUGCUGAUGUUUUAUUUCAAUUUGAAGAUGGCAGUGCAAGCCUUUAUGCACACAAAAUCAUUUUGUUGUUAACUCCUUCCAUCUUUAAAGAUGUUUUACUUGAUGCAAAUUGCAACAACUUUGAAAAUCUCAAAGAUCUUCUUGAGCUAAUCGAAAUCUCCAAGGAUUCUAAUGAAAUAGCUCCUGAUAACACUCACUCAAAAAUUUCUACUCAAGUUAGAACUUGCAUACUCUUGAAAAGUUGGAUUUCUCGUGAAACCUUUGUCAGAGUUUUGGAAUUUUUCUACACUGGUGAGGCAGGAAUUUUAAAAGUCACAGAACUCAACAAAGUUAAAGACAUUUUAGCAGCCUCAGAGAAAUUAAAAGUCCAGCCGUUAGUGGAAGUGUGCAACUAUUUUUUGAAACCUGUCAGUGCCAAAAAGGAAAAUUUAGAUCACUCAGAUAAAGAGCUUGUGCCACUACAACCAACAACACAACGCCCGUGUGUUGUCCAUGAUCUGUUUCUGGACUUGCAAGCAACAACAUUUUCUGAUGUCUCAUUUCUUGUGGAGGAUACAGUGGUUCGUGCUCACAAGGCCAUCGUUAUGGCAAGAUCACCCUAUAUCGCUGCCCUUCUCAGUGGAAACUUCAAGGACACAGAGAGUGCCCAGGUAUAUGACGUAGUUUGUGACGUUAUUUAUUAGGUCCACAAACCAUACUUUAAGUUUUUGUUUCGUGCAGUAACAAAGAUAAAAAAUCAAAAGUGUUUCAUAUGAAAACAGUCUUUGUUACUUUUAAACGUUUCUCUUCGUUCCAGGAUAUUUUGUUUUGAAGAAAAAGUUGAUAUUUUUAAUCAAAUAAGUCACUUAUCUACCCUGGUCCCAGAGGUUUUUCUUGUAAUUAUUCUUCUUUACGAAUGAGAGAGCCAGCUGUGAAGUGGUGACAACGAGUCACAAAGUGGCGAGGAGAGAGAGAAAAAGCUCCGGUUACCUUGCCCUCGAAUCUCACUUUCAUGCAGACAACAGGGUCAUGAUCUGACUCGCGGCCAGUGAAUGGUUGAUAUUUUUACAAACAUACAAAUCAAUUUGAUUGGUUUGUUUGAUUGUAACUACCAAAGGGACGUUGAGGAUAUUUCUCACCUCAUUUAUUAUGGUAAAUUUUGCCUCUCUGCACUAGGGAAAAAAAUUGUUUGUAAAAUAAAUGAAACUGCAAGAGGUGACUCUCCUCACUGUUUCACGACUCUGUUGCGGCUUUGCGGCUAGCUCUCUCUUUUGUGAAGAAAAAUUCCAAGAAAAACGUUUGGGACCAGGGUUUCACUCAUUACAGUUCAGAAGAAAUAGUUAUUAAGAAAUGUUCAUAGUAAGUUUGGAAAUUUUUUUCUGCCAAACUUAAUGCUAAUGAAGAAAUUCCUUCGUUUUCGCUCAUUUGCACUGGACUCGGCACAUGUGAAUUGUGGCAUUUUGAGCCAAACCUGGGAGGGUUUUAAAUUUUGCAAACUUUUCUGCAGAAGUCCCCCCUGACAUUUGGAUAGUCAUCCACAAGUUAUGAUCUCCUUGCUAAGACCCUUGUCACAACAUGUACCUUCUAACCUCGGACAUAAUUAUUUGUUUGAUUAUUCCAGGUGCAUCUGCAAGAAAUCGACUGCCAAAGUUUUUUGGCUGUCCUUGAAUACCUAUACACUGACAGUUGCCCUUCAUUGGAAAAGGUUCCUGCGGAGGAAGUACUUAUUGUUGCAGAUAAGCUGUGUCUGUCUCGCCUGGUGCAGAUAUGUGAAGUUCACAUACGGAAAGAAUUACAGAAGGUCAUAACUCAGAAAUGCUCCAGUGUAGCCAAUGAAUUCAUGGAUACUCUAGCUUUCUCGAAGGUAUACAAUUAAUUCAAAUAGUGAGAAGUAGGCAGCCCGGGGUCAAUUUAAUAAAACUUUACAAGUGGCUAUGUAAUUUACUAGUGUAGCUAUCAUUUUACGGUCUGAAAACAUUUGCUACAUUUGUAAAUUACACUUGUAAAAGUUUUAUAAAAUUGACCCCAGAUUAGAAUUUGGCACACGCCCUGCCCUGCCGUCCGCUCCCCCCCCCCCCCCCCCCCCCCCCCCCCCCCCUUUUUUAUGUCUGUAAACAUUUGGUACAAUUUUAAAAUAAAAUUUUAAAAAGUUUAAAAAAAUGGACCCCGAUUUAAAGUUUGCACCCGCCCCGCCCUGGCGGCCCGUCCCCCCCCCCCCCCAUGCAACUCUUUUGUCUAGUACAACUUAUCAACUUAUUCAUUAUUAUCUUACUCUCUCCUCCCAGGUAUUCAAUGCUAAGCAACUGACCAAGUGCUGCCUCCAUUUUAUAGCCUUUAACUUCAAGUAUUUUCAGGGGAUUGGAAAGGAGCUUCACUCUGUCGUCAAAGAAAACAAAGAAUUCUUUGAAGAACACCGCUGGCCACCUCAAGAGUAUAUGCAGGCGCUGGAAAAGUACAAACAUAGCACUUUGAGAAAAAGACUUCAUGUACGGCGCAAAUCAGUUUCGUGCAUGUCCCGCAGGUGUAGUGUGAUGUAAAGAAACCACAAGAAAUUCAAAAUCAAAACACAAAUAAUUCUUUCUUGCCACUGGUGUCAUAAAAUGUAAUUGGUCAGGAGAUUUGCUGGGCCUCAGUAUAACUCUGUCACCUGUUUGUAAUCGCAU
Molecule: messenger RNA, 5094 nt
Organism: Porites evermanni
Lineage: Eukaryota; Metazoa; Cnidaria; Anthozoa; Scleractinia; Poritidae
Source: the annotation of a GenBank genome assembly